Molecule: messenger RNA, 4093 nt
Organism: Cyclopterus lumpus (lumpfish)
Lineage: Eukaryota; Metazoa; Chordata; Actinopteri; Perciformes; Cyclopteridae
Product: coiled-coil domain-containing protein 92
Exons: 3
Coding region: 1-900 (299 amino acids)
Source: RefSeq, a predicted model, not a curated record
AUGGGGGAUGAGAGUAGCCUGUCUCUGCAGAUCGGGAGCGUGGAGAGGAGCGUGGUGUUCCUCAGGCAGGAGCAGCUCACUUUACUCCACGGCCUCCACCUGGAGAUCCUGUCCCUGCAGAAACGAUGCUCAGAGUUGACAAGUGAUCUAAAGGUGAAGCCUCCAGGCAAAAGCCAAAUAGAGUUACAGGAGGAAGAGGAGGUCCUGGAGGACCGCUGUUGGGAAGUGGAGAGCCACCUGGCCGAGCAGGAGUGCUCCUUAGGAGACCUUCGUCAGGAGCUGACUCUCAAAGGGACUUUGGUCGGAGCCCUCAGGGCCAAUCUCAAGGAAAAGGAGCGCCAUUUCCUGGAGGAGCUCAAACGCCGCAGCCACUGUUCCACCAUCCUUAACACGGAGCUGCAGAAACAAACAGAGGCGGCAGCAUACCUCUCCUUCCAGCUGCAUGCUGCCAGGCAGAAACUGCACCACCAGCGGAUGCAGCAGAGGCAGGGACUCCUCGCCCGAGCCAACAGUCAGGGGGCCCAGUAUGGUGCUGGGCAGAACUCUUUUUCUCCACAGAUGCCAUCAGGAGCCUCCCCUUCCUCUCCCGUGGUUAAACCCAAGCGCAAGAGUGCCAGGGCGUCCUUGAGAGUGGAGCGUGCCCGCGAGUGUGUACCCGUAGAGAAAGUGAUGGGCCCUGCAGAGCCCACAGCGAUGCCGGACCCUGCACUCUUCCUCCACCCUCGAAGGCACAGGGCUCGCUCCAGGCACACUGUGGGGCAAAGACAGGCUCAACUGGGCCUGGAGAAGGAGGAUGAGGAGGAAGAAGAUGGAGAGGGGCCAGUGAAGCCCCAGGCUGAACAGGCCAGACUGGUGUCCUCAGCAGCAGCACCCCCUGCUGCUGAGACAAAGGCAGAUUAGAGACGGCUGUGACCUGCACUUUCAACUGCAGUUUGAUCACUAUCAUUCUCUUCUGUCAAUGCUGUUAACUGGUGUGCACCUUUACUUAAUUGAUACUGAGACUGGUUUUAGCUAUUUCAUACACUUAUCGUGGACACUUUUUUAUUAUGGACUUUGAUAUAACCUUAAAUGAAUUGCAAAAGUGUCACUUUAAGUCAGUCUGAAAUGAAGUUAGAUGAAUUAUCUGUUUACACUGGUGUCACAUGCUCAAUAUGCUGUGGGGCCUUAUUUCAAGGUUUGAUCUAUAAAAAUGAGCCUUUGGUCUGGACUUGCUCUCUAUGAAAAGGGCCAUUAUCAUUUGGCCCUGUAUAAAUUAAAUUGAAAUUGAAAUAUGGUGAAUGGUAGCAGCCAUUUUAGGUGGACUACCAGUCGAGGUGUUGCGUAGCCCAACCAAGUCCUCCACGUUUGCUCAUGUGACUUAUUGAAUUCUGAAUAGUAACAACAACCAAUUAGAAACAAUAACCUCCAAUAAUUGUAUGGUUUGUCUGAAUUGUAAUCUGUGACCGCUGCAUUCCUUUACAGUAAAUACUGGCAAUGAGGUGUCCCUUUAAAAUCAAUUAUGAGGACACAUAAUUCCGGUGUUGCGUCGAUAUCCCCGCUCGUUCCUCUGGAUCCUAACUUCAUGUUGACCACACGCUGACGUAAAGCCGAACCCCGAGGCCUGAGGGCGAUGCUUCAGGAAAUACUAGUUUCAGAGGAAGCUUUUUGACACGAGACCUGCUCACAGUUGAAAAUGUGUGAAACUAUAUUAACUACACUUUUAUUAGGGCUCGAUAAUUUCAUGAAAAUGUAUCAAAAUUGCAAUAUGGCCUACUGCAAUUUUUAAAUCACAGGAAUAUAGGAGCAAUAUUUGUUAAAGUCGAACAUGUUUGUCAAAAUACCAUUUAUAUCAAAUAUUGUGGUGCUGCAGAGAUGUGUUGGCCGACACAUCAUAUUCUACAGACUUACAAAACAUCAAACCACAAUCAUUUUAAUAUGGUUUUCAUUGAAAAUUAGAAUAAUGGUUAAGAAAUGAUCACUCCGUCUAAUAUUUCAAUUAAUUUAGCAAUGUCAGUCAAAGUAAUUGCAAUUAGAUAUUUUUUUUCUAAAUAAUUCAGCCCCAACUCACUCCCCAAGAUUAUUUAAAAUAUUAAUACAUUUUUGAACAUCAUAGCCUGUCUGUUCACUAAAAGAUAAACAUUGAAGCAUGUGCGCUGCGGUUCCUCUGUUGGGGCUGCUUUCUAUAAACGGCUGAUAAUAAGUCACUGAACCCAGUGGUUUUAUGUACUAAACACACACACACACACAAACACGAUUACUACGUCAACCAGCUUGUGUUGGAGGUUGUUGUGUUGGGGACCCUUUUCACGUCAGGAAAAACUGACACACACUAUGUUUGGAGGUUUUUGUGUGUUUUCAACUGAAGUCUGACUGAUAUGUCUGCAUUUUGUUCCUUUUACAUUUUACACGUGUGUGUGUGUGUGUGUGUGUGUGUGUGUGUGUCCUGUUAUCAAAACAUAGUGGCCCCUAGCGUUGCGAGGUGCAAGUAGCAACUUUUUUUGGGGGGGGGGGGGGGGGUCUGACAUUUUUUAUUUCAGACAUACUUUUUAUGUUAUUGCUUCGUUGCUGUACUCAACUGUAAUUACUGCCUUAUGAUAGAGGAGCUGUGGAUGGAAGAAAAUGCAGAUUGUGCACAGAGAAACAGGACAAAGUGUGGAAAGACAAAUACUCAAGUAUUGUGUGCUUUUGUUUCAGAAUCACUUUUCUAAGACUCUUUAGGAUGUGAUUAUACAGGUUUACUGUAUGUGGCACCUCAGUUAUUUUUGAUUCAAAGUUGUCAGAGUUGAUUUCUACUUGAGCCAUGAAUUAACAGAGCAUCAGUGUCUUUGAAACGAGCCUUCCUGUAAGACUGGACUUAAUUGUGAUUAGUCGCUGUGAGGUUUUUCUCGCCCUCUGCAGCUACUGAUUAGAAGUUUAGCAUUAUAUUUUAACAGUAUAUCCUCAAUAAAGCAAUAUAUCAAUAUAUUUAUAUAUAAUAACAGGUAACAUCAGCCGGUUUACGGACUCUUGAGGUGUUUAACUUUGUAUUUUGUAAUUGUUGAGCUCAGUAUGUUUUGCUUAAUAUUUUUCAGAAUUGUCUACUGGAUUGUUUCUGUUGAUUGUCACUGAAUCUGUACAUGAUUAAUUGUUAAGUUACAGUUUAUAGGAGGCAUGUCCAAGUGAGGAACCAAUGCUGCACGUGAAGCAGCAUUUAGGAAACAGGCAUAUUAUUACGUCACAUGAGACUGUCAGAGUAAACCAACUAAACCCUUCUUCUCUUUGGCAUAAAUGCAAAUGUGACUUAAGGUUUUCAUUCACCUCUAAGCUGGUAACCCAUUAGCAUGUCUGUGCACUAUUCUUCCUCAAGUUUUAUGAGACAGCUGGGGAUAAAAGUACAAAGCUGUCUGGUUGAAAAGAUUAAUUCACCAACAGGAAUCCUGAAAGACUGUUAGACUUCAUCACUCCACAUGCUUUCCAUUUGACAGGAAGAUUAAACUCUUCACCCACCUCUAAUCACACAAGUUAACAUCCGACACACCACAGCUCACAUUCUAUCUAUACUUUGUUAUUAUGUAACUAAAUACUUGCUGUAAAGAGCUACAGAGUCUGUUGACUUGUUUAUCUGCUUUCAGAGAAAAUGCUAAUGCCCCAAAGAGGCCCACCACUAAAUGAACAUGAAGACAAAUGGUGUAAUGCCUUAAAGAUGUCUCUUCAUGAAUAUUUCAGUGAAAAGGAGUAAGUCUUUAACACUUGGUUAGCUUUUUCCACUCAAAUCAUACCACAGUUCAUUUCACAACAUACCAAGGCAGUAGAUCAUUUACUCACUCCCACAGAGAAUGUCUUCCAUCUUUCUAGACGCCUUUAUAAUAACCCUAAUCCUCAUAUUAAUAAUGAAAACAGAUGUCGUCCAGGUGUUGAGGUUUAUUCUGCAUCUUAGAGAAACAUGUCAGUGGACAAUGUAUGUAUAUAUGAAUGAAGCUUUUAUUUUGACAUGUUAUGUGGUCUCUAGCAAUAACCAACAUGGAGAUGUUGGUCUGGGUUGUUGCAUCGUUGUUGACGGAUUACCGCAUAUACUGUGUUAGCUUCCAAUAGUGAUCUACUGUACACAUCAUUUGAAUAAAAUUAAGGAUUGUAG